AUGCCGCUAUCCCACGAAGAGGUGCUGACGCUGGUGCUCCCCCUGUUUCUCGUCCAGGGGCGAAUCUACAAGAAGGUGAAGCAUGCGUUCCUUCGCCCAGCCAUCGCUGGUGAGCUCAUACAGACCGUCGUCGGUGGCCAGAUUGAAACAGAGAACAUCGCAUGUGAAGGUGACAUGGUUGUUCGUGCGGAUACGUCAUUCAAAGAAGAGUACAUUGUGCGCGGAGAGGACUUCCACAAGAUGUACAAUGCCAGCCGUCCCCGCGAGAUCCAGCGAACACGUGAGGAUGCAGAGGAGCUUCGAAGAAACGGCUUCCAGUGCUAUGAGCCAACAAGGCGCGUAGUAGCCAUCAUAGUGGAUGAGGAGCUUGCCGCUCGUUUUCCCGAUGGCAAGUUCAUGGGGUCGUGGGGCCAUCCUGUAUCGGUCCAGGUCGGUGACUAUCUAGUCAGCGGGAAGCAGGAUAGCACGGGACAGAUUUUAGAGGUUUUGAAAAUCCACCCACUGGCAUUUUUCGAGACCUAUGCCAUUCGGCCCUAG
Symbiodinium sp. CCMP2592 is the source of this 537-nucleotide messenger RNA. The record is from the annotation of a GenBank genome assembly. NCBI's taxonomy places the organism in Eukaryota, Dinophyceae, Suessiales, Symbiodiniaceae.